AUGAGUAAGUGCGACGGAAAGACCAGUCUUCAAGGGGCGAAUUCAGAGGACAAUUUUGAACAGACCUAUGAGUUCCUCAACGAAAUUUCUCUCGACUCGUUGCAGACUAAAACAAUCAUAACUUACUGCACCGAACAACACACGAACUAUCUCUUGUACCUCCCACUGUUAAUGCGGCACAUCGUCAUCCAACCCCGCUCCGAAUACAAAAUCACGUUGAUAAAAGCUGUUGUUAAAACUGCGAUAGAAUAUGGAGAUGUGUAUACACGAAUAUUCUGGUUGCAUCGCGCGGGAGGUAUUUGUGUCUGUAGUGAUCCUGUGUUUUGUAAGUUGGUCGAAGGGGGCGUGAAGGACGUCUGCUACUUACUCCAACUGAUCGACGAGAAACGAAAAAAGCUGGAAGACAAACGAGGCGAAGUGACCAAAUCGAUCAAUUACCAAAAUGAAGAUAUCAUCAACUGGAUUGCAAGAGCUAGAGAUACUCUUUUGACAUUACCAAAAGAAGCGCCAAGACCUACACUGUAUUUGAAUCGAAAUUUCAUGCCAGGAGAAAUCAGAGAGAAAAACGAUUUGGAGCUUGAAAGAGAUGGGGUUUAUGUGCUGAAUUACACGGGAAACUGUGAUCCGUUUUUGGGGGAGGGCGUGUUGGUGAAGAUGAUCGCAUUGAAGUCGUAUAAAUCAGCAACAACACCCAUUUCUCUGAUGUUUUACUACGGAGAUAACGAAAACGGACAACAAAAAAGAAGAAGAGUGAUGUUCAAAUACGGAGAUGAUUUGAGACGGGACAUGGCAGUCCAAGUGAUGUUUAAUGUGUUCAACGUGUUAUGGCUGAAAGAGUCGUUUUUAGCGCAUCCAACUGAUUUCGACAAAAACACCACGUGCAAACCAAUUGCUGUGACGUACUCGGUGGUUCCAACUGGGCCAAAGGAGGGCGUUUUCCAAAUGUUGGGGUGCAUCGAGGAGGUCUGUGCAUGCCAGAAACACCCCGAAUUACACUGCUGUCCCGAUGGAUGGGAAUUCGAACAACUUUCAAUGAAAAAUAAGGAUUGUCCUGUGUGCUCAAUCAACUUGAGAAUAGAUGAGUAUUUGCCAAAGGAGAUGGCGACAAUGAUAUCGACGUUGUCGGGCGGGUUUAUUGCGUCGUAUUGCCUUGGUGUAAGAGACAGACACUUAGAAAAUUGGAAGUUCCAUUUAUGUGACAAAUCAUUUGCUCAUAUCGACUUUGGUUUCGUCAUCAAUUUAAGACCGAAGUUCGAUGCAAACCGUUUUGCAAUACCAACUAUCAUCCGUACCUCAUUGAACAACACCGUUGUGACAUUGGAGAAAUCAAAGAUUGGCGCGUGGGAUCUUUUUGUGCAAAAUUGCACUUCAGGGUUCUUGGUACUCAGAAGAUGUGUUGGGAUGAUCAUUCGUCUCUCGGUGUUAGUCUUUGGCUUCGACACACAAUUUGAUGAAGCCGCCGUCACUAAGUGUUUGACAGACGCUUUUGCCCUAUCCAUUCCUGAAAGCGACGCAGUGAAUAUGCUCAUUGGCAACUUGCAAAAUAGCUCGAUCCAGAAAAUGGUGAAGGACAAGCAGCACAAAGUGCUCAAGUUCAUUCGUAAGUAUUUCUAA
Messenger RNA from Entamoeba invadens IP1, 1614 nucleotides. RefSeq lists its product as hypothetical. Gene Ontology annotation, biological process: phosphatidylinositol-3-phosphate biosynthetic process; phosphatidylinositol-mediated signaling; autophagy of peroxisome. Gene Ontology annotation, molecular function: 1-phosphatidylinositol-3-kinase activity. Gene Ontology annotation, cellular component: cytoplasm; phosphatidylinositol 3-kinase complex, class III, type II; membrane. The coding region runs from base 1 to 1614 and encodes 537 amino acids. NCBI's taxonomy places the organism in Eukaryota, Evosea, Mastigamoebida, Endamoebidae. The transcript has a single exon. The record is from RefSeq and is a predicted model, not a curated record.